AUGUCUUGGAUACCUUCACCCUCGACCGCUCGAACCAUCCUCUACGGCAUACUGAUUGGUUUCUCGCUCUCAAUCACGUCCACUUCUCUUGCUCUGCUGUACAGAGAUCGCAGAAAAGACAAGGAGGAAGCCCAACCUGGCUCGCGUCCGAUUGAAUUAAGGAGUGAUGAGGUAUUGGACGGUGUGACGGGGCUCAUUGGGAAUACCCCGCUGGUGCGGAUUAACUCAUUGAGCGACGCGUUGGGGGUCGAAAUUCUGGGUAAAGCAGAGUACUUGAACCCAGGAGGGAGUGUCAAGGAUCGCGUCGCAUUGAGAAUGAUCGAAGACGCAGAACGUCAAGGCUAUCUACAUCCGUACACAGGCUCACGCAUCUUCGAAGGCACGGUUGGCUCUACCGGUAUCUCAUUGGCAACUAUUGCUCGUGCAAGGCAAAUUGUCCAUCCGUCAAUCAUUAUGCCCGAUGAUGUCUCGGUCGAAAAGGUCCAUGCUCUCCAAGCUCUAGGUGCUGAUGUGGAGAGGGUGAGGCCCGCGAGCAUCGUCGACAAGAAACAGGUUAAAUCUUCUGUUGUCGUAACUACCGCUGAGUCGCACACGAAUGGCGAGGCCAACGGUUACGCUGUGACAGAAGAAGAGGAACUCCGAACGAAGCCCAGAGGGUUCUUUGCAGACCAAUUUGAGAACAGGAGCAAUUUUGAAGCGCACUUCGAAGGCACCGGCCCCGAAAUCUGGAGACAGACCAAUGGUGAUCUCGUAGCCUUCGUCGCUGGCGCUGCGGGCACUGGGCAUUUCCUCAAGACUAUGAAUGACGAUGUCACAGUCGCAAUUGCAGAUCCGGAGGGUAGUGGCUUGUAUAACAAAGUCAAGCACGGCGUCUUGUACGACCGUAAGGAAAGCGAGGGUACAAAGCGGCGCCAUCAGGUGGAUACUGUCGUCGAGGGCAUCGGGAUCAACAGGCUUACGAAGAAUAUCGAGUUAGCCCUUCCCAUUAUCGAUGACGCUUUCCGAAUAACCGAUGAGGAGGCUGUAAGUAUGUCACGCUUCCUGGUCCAGCGCGAUGGCCUUUUCCUUGGGUCAAGCAGUGCGUGCAACCUAGUCGCAUGCGUGAAACUCGUGCGCAAGAUGGGUUGGCGAGAUGGGGAGAAGGUCGUCACAAUUAUGUGCGACUCGGGCAACCGACAUUAUUCUAAGUCAUACUUCAGGAAUGAUGAGUACCUUCAUAAGGCUGGCAUUCGGAACGACAUUGGAAUCGUUCAGGAUUUACUUCGACAGCCGUUUCCUCCGAUGUCUUCCAUCACGAAAAUCUAG
Molecule: messenger RNA, 1305 nt
Organism: Heterobasidion irregulare TC 32-1
Lineage: Eukaryota; Fungi; Basidiomycota; Agaricomycetes; Russulales; Bondarzewiaceae
Exons: 12
Coding region: 1-1305 (434 amino acids)
Cellular component (GO): cytoplasm
Molecular function (GO): cysteine synthase activity
Source: RefSeq, a predicted model, not a curated record